Molecule: messenger RNA, 1826 nt
Organism: Chanos chanos (milkfish)
Lineage: Eukaryota; Metazoa; Chordata; Actinopteri; Gonorynchiformes; Chanidae
Gene: eif2b1
Product: eukaryotic translation initiation factor 2B, subunit 1 alpha
Exons: 9
Coding region: 319-1227 (302 amino acids)
Biological process (GO): translational initiation
Cellular component (GO): eukaryotic translation initiation factor 2B complex
Molecular function (GO): guanyl-nucleotide exchange factor activity; translation initiation factor activity
Source: RefSeq, a predicted model, not a curated record
CGCUGUAUCUGAAAGGUGCGAUUUUCUGCUAAAUUAAGUUUGUACGUGAGCGGUUACACAGCUUUCGAUACCUCUUAUUCGGAGCAGUAUAAGUACCUGAGUCUCAGUGAGUUUAUGGUAGUCCUUCAAGCUUCAAGACAAUUGCACACAUUGCAUCAGAAACAACGUGCUUAACUUAACCCGUCUCAGUAUGGUUCGUGAAGGUUUAGCUGAAUAUAGUGUCUUUUAACGUUGUCAGUCCCGAGCGUCUUCUUUCUUACUCACUUCCAUUUAUUUCCACCCACUUACACCCAACCGCGGUGGUAUCGGCUUAGCUGGAUGGACGAAGGAGAGUUAGUUGAGUACUUCAGGAGGCAGAUGAGCCAGGACCCUGAUGUGGCCUCUGCAGUGGCUGCUAUCCGUUCCCUGUUGGAGUUUCUGAAGAGAGACUGCAGUGAGACCAUCCUGGGCCUGAGGGAGAACCUGAAGGAUGCGAUUGGUCGCCUGGAGGAGGCAGACUCCUCUGUCGCUGUGUCAUCAGGAGGAGAACUCUUCCUGAGGUUCAUCAGCCUCACCUCCCUGGAACAUCCAGAUCUGUCACAGUGCAAGAGUGUGAUGGUAGAAAGAGGUGAACUCUUCUUGAAGAAAAUUUCUCUCUCCAGGGGAAAAGUCGCCAAACUCUGCCACACGUUUAUUAAAGAUGGAGCUAAAAUUCUGACCCAUGCAUCGUCCAGAGUGGUACUGAAGGUCUUGGAAAACGCAGCCGCUGAUAAGAAACGUUUCACUGUCUACGUCACAGAGUCACAGCCGGACUCUGCCGGUCGACUAAUGGCUGAUAAACUACGGAAGCUCAACAUUCCAGUCACCGUGGUUCUCGAUGCUGCAGUUGGAUACAUCAUGGAGAAGGUUGACCUGGUGAUUGUUGGAGCUGAAGGAGUUGUGGAGAGUGGUGGCAUCAUUAAUAAGAUUGGCACCUAUCAGAUGGCAGUUUGCUCUAAAGCCCAUAACAAGCCUUUCUACGUGGUGGCUGAGAGUUUUAAGUUUGUGCGACUGUACCCUCUGAACCAGCAGGACGUCCCCAAACGCUUUAAGUACAAAGCCGACACUCUGAAAACCGCUGAAGAUUUGAACCAGGAGCACCCCAUGGUGGACUACACCCCCCCUUCACUCAUCACGCUGCUCUUCACAGACCUGGGCGUCCUCACCCCGUCAGCCGUGAGCGACGAGCUCAUCAAGCUCUAUUUGUGAGGCACUGGAGGACCACUCACCACUACCCACCAUCCAAUCAACAUCCAUCUGGCCAAUCAAAUCAGCGCCUCACUGACCUUGAUUCCAAUGAAUCAAACCUCGUUUUAUUUAAAUGAGCUUCAGUAAUUUCAGAACAACAGUCAGUGAGUUUUCUGUACACUCUGCAAACUGUCCUGCACUUGGUCUGCUCAGGAAAGACUCAGUUUUACAUUAAAUUCUCAUUUGACAUGGACUCUGUCUGUGUGACUUGUGUAUCUUUAUACUUCACCAAAGUGACUGUGUGAACCAUUUUCCCAAACUGGCAGAUUUCCUGACACUCUGAGUUUCCACCAACAUUAUCAGAAUCCGCUCAGAUCUGAACCCUGAAAAAUCUGUCUGUAUUCCAACACACACAAACACUUUUCAUGGCUUUUCACAGUCUCUCCCUGACUAACAGAAAUGUGGGCAGCUUCACCCGUGGGGCCACGAGUUCAUUCAUCCUCUUCACUUCUCUCUUGAUCACAAGAUCAUACUGCUGUUGUCUGAAUGCUGUAUAAACGUUGUCUAAAUGUUACAUGUGUUAAACUGAAAGUGCUGAGAUGUUUCAUAAAGACAGUGGA